This is a messenger RNA of Harpia harpyja (harpy eagle), 723 nucleotides long. Its product is annotated as pulmonary surfactant-associated protein A-like. NCBI's taxonomy places the organism in Eukaryota, Metazoa, Chordata, Aves, Accipitriformes, Accipitridae. The transcript is spliced from 3 exons. Gene Ontology annotation, molecular function: signaling receptor activity. The record is from RefSeq and is a predicted model, not a curated record. The coding region runs from base 53 to 577 and encodes 174 amino acids.
AGGACUCUACACCAGAGAGUAAAACAGUCUGUUUUACAUUUGGCUGUAAAUAAUGCUGUCUCCACAGUUGUUCCACAAAAUCUUAGCAGUAGCUUUUUCUCUGCUCCUGUACUGUGCUCAAGGUUCAGAUCUGCUGGUUGAUAGUGAAAUGGAAGGUGUUAUCUGUCAAAUAGAACAUCGGAUUUCCAGACUUGAAAGAGUCCUCCACUUCCUAAAGAUGAUAACAGCAUCUGGCAGAAAAAUAUUUGCUACCAGUGAGAAAAAAGCUGAUUUCCAUACUACAUUGACAAAAUGCAAAGAGGCUGGAGGGUCUAUUGCCACUCCAAGGAACCCAGAUGAGAAUGAUGCCAUUCUGUACUUUGUGAAAACUUUUAAUACCUAUGCCUACCUGGGGAUAAAGGAAUGUCUAAUUCCAAGCAGAUUCCAGUCCCUGGGCAGUACACAGCUGAGCUAUACUAACUGGCAUUUAAAUGAACCUUCUGGCAAAGGGGAAGAGGAAUGUGUGGAGAUGUACACUGAUGGCACUUGGAAUGACAAAAGCUGCAACAAGAAUCGCCUUAUUGUCUGUCAGUUCUAGUGCUUCCCCCUGCUGCUCUCUGCCAGGCUCCCUGGAAUAUGCUUGCUUAUUCCUUGUCUCUUCAUCUGUAGCUAGUGAACUCAGAUAAUACAGCAUGAAAAAUAAAAGUCACUUUUUCCUAGCCUGAUUUGUAUUUUAAACAAAUG